This is a messenger RNA of Camponotus floridanus (Florida carpenter ant), 1548 nucleotides long. RefSeq names its product cyclin-L1. Gene Ontology annotation, biological process: regulation of transcription by RNA polymerase II. The coding region runs from base 184 to 1437 and encodes 417 amino acids. The record is from RefSeq and is a predicted model, not a curated record. Gene Ontology annotation, molecular function: cyclin-dependent protein serine/threonine kinase regulator activity. NCBI's taxonomy places the organism in Eukaryota, Metazoa, Arthropoda, Insecta, Hymenoptera, Formicidae. The transcript has 4 exons. Gene Ontology annotation, cellular component: nucleus.
UUUCCUCCAUAUCAUUUGCAAUCUGAAGUUGUUGUACUUGCGCCAUUUUUUCUUCGUCGUGUGAUGUAAAAGGAAGAUGGAAGGUUAUGUCGCGUCUUGCUGGGAAUCUCGCGCGAUAAAUAGUUCACGGUAGUUUUCGUUUUUGACGUAUUAUUGAAUUGCGCGUGAAAUUAAUUAGUAGCAAUGAACGCGAAGGAAAAUUCUACGGCGCCGACGAAGAACGCGAGCGCGCCGAACGCGAAGCCCUACGGCAAGAUUGUAUUGACGUUGCAGAAUUGCCUUCUGCCCGAAGAGAAGCUUAACUCCACUCCGUCGCACCUGGACGGUCUCGAUGCGGAAACCGAGACGGAUUUGCGUAUACUCGGAUGCGAACUUAUACAGACGGCUGGUAUCCUGCUAAAGUUACCGCAGGUUGCAAUGGCUACGGGACAAGUAAUAUUUCAACGAUUUUAUUAUAGCAAAUCUUUAGUUAGGCAUAAUAUGGAGACAACUGCAAUGGGUUGUAUAUGUUUGGCUAGCAAAAUCGAGGAAGCACCUAGGCGUAUCAGGGAUGUCAUCAAUGUUUUUAAUCACGUAAAACAAGUUUCUAGCCAAAAAGCGAUACAACCUGUGAUUCUCGAUCAGAAUUAUGUAGCACUGAAGAAUCAGGUAAUUAAAUCGGAGAGAAGAGUAUUGAAGGAAUUAGGUUUCUGUGUUCAUGUAAAACAUCCUCACAAGAUCAUAGUUAUGUAUUUACAAGUAUUGGGAUAUGAGAAGAACCGUUCACUGAUGCAACAGAGUUGGAAUUACAUGAACGACUCGUUACGCUCUGAUGUUUUCUUGCGCUAUCAGCCGGAGACUGUGGCAUGCGCGUGUGUUUAUCUCGCCGCUCGUCAACUGCAAUUACCACUGCCCACAUCACCCUCUUGGUUUUCGUUAUUUAAAGUCAGCGAGUCAUCAAUCAGAGAUGUGUGUCGGCGGAUAUUGCGCCUUUAUUCGCGACCGCGUGUGAGACCCGAACAGCUAGAGAAGCGUGUCGAGGAGCUGCGACGUCAGUACGAAGAAGCUAGGACCAAGGCGCGUGGUGGAGAUGUCGAUGGGCACACACCGAGUCCACCGCUACCGAAACAUCAUAACGCUUGGGGUGGAUUCAUCAGCCGCAGCGGUACUCACGCCGCUCCCGAAAGAACGAAAUCACCCAGGCGUUCGAAAUCCCCAAGUACUUCCCCAUCACGAGGCGAAGGGACAAAACAUUCCAACAAACGAAAAAGACACAGCAGAAGUAGAUCCCGAAGUCACAGUCAUAGUAGAUCUAGCAAACCUAAAAAGACGCAGCGAAGACGAUCAGGCAGCCAUAAAUCAUCCCGAAGAUCGCGAAGUUACAGAUCACGAAGUAGAUCUCGAGAUAGGGAUUUGGAGAAAUCGAGCAAACAUCGCAGUAAGCGCAGACGGCACUGAACGUGGAUUGAUAAAUAGAAAUUUUGUAUUAUUCUACAAAAUAUUUCAAGAAUAAGGUGGUACACAAUUGUAAUGAACUUGUAAUAUAGAAAAACUUUGUAUAGGCCUCAA